AUGCCGACAGAUUCCACGAUGGAGACCUCUUCUUCGCCCCAGAACGACCAUCACGCUGACUCAUCCGGCCAACGUCCGAAGCGUCGCAAGAUUGCAGUCGCCUGUGAUGAAUGUCGCGGGCGAAAGGUCCGCUGUGACGGCGUCCAGCCCGUCUGUGGACAGUGCGCGAAGAGAGCAGACCAUGGGGUACAUUGUCAUUACAGCGGGGAGGGUGAGAAGAAACGGGCAGCGCAAAGUUAUAUCGCCAACUUGGAGAACCGCCUUAAGAAUCUGGAGGGCCCAGGCUAUGUCCCUGGUCUAGUGGAACUCACAGAGCUUCGGAAAUCGGGCCAUGCAUCUCAGAUGACCCCAUCGAACAGGCAACCAUCCUCUACCGGGUCGCCAGGCUCUUUGUCGUAUUCACAGUUAUCACCAGUGCGCCAUCAACCACCACAUAGGCCUAGUAUAUCCCUGGGGGGUAACCCGGGACGUUCCCCAGCAUGUACUGUCUGCCAGGAUUCACCAGGAGGAAAUCCAAACUGCACUCACAAGGGAGAGCCGCACUCAGCCCAGCGAGCAUCGAAAUUAACUGAAGCUAGCACCGAUGGCGUUAUUGCUAUGAUGGGUGCGAUGGAAGAAGAGCGCCCAUCCCAAGGAUUCUUCGGCAGCUCGAGCGCGGCAAGCUUUAUGCGCCAAAUAAAGACUGCAGUGGAUAAGCGCGUAUCGUCUCCGGGUCAACGUCCAUCUGAGUCCAUCUUGGGAUUUCGUCCGCCCUCUAGCCUGAGAUCGAAUCAGAAAGAACGGCAGAGUGCCAUUCACGACUAUGUGCUGCCGCCUCGGAAGACGGCAGAUAACCUGAUGAAUGUGUACUGGCACUAUGUUUUCCCAUUGUACCCCCUUGUUGACAGCAUACAUCUUCGCGAAGAGUACUCUCGGAUAUGGACCGGGGAUGCGGUGCAAUCUGAUGAGAAUAUGCUAAUGUGCACAUUCAAUGUUAUCUUUGCGCUCUCCUGCCAGCUUGCUGAUUUCCUCGUCCCAGAAGAGCGUGAAGCUUCGGCAGCAGCGUUCUUUUCCCGCGCUAAGGACUUGUUACAUUUCAAUCUAUGGGACUCUGGAUCUGCUGGUCUGAUCCAGUGCCUACUCCUAAUGGCGCAGUAUUUACAGAGUACGGAUUCGGCCCAUCAGUGCUGGAUUGUCACUGGCUUGGCUGUCCGCAAUGCACAGAGUAUGGGCCUUCAUCUGCCGGAGACAAUUGCGCGUCUCCAGAGCCCGCAGGAGCAACAGCUGGCACGGAAGAUUUGGCACGGUUGCGUUCUCAUGGAUCGAGUUAUAUCGAUGACCUUUGGGCGCCCCGCUAUGAUUUCGAAAGCAUCAUGCGGAUCAGUUCCAUUACCUGCAACCAUAGACGAAGAGUAUAUCGCAUCAGCCUCGGGUCCUGAGGUAGCCCAACCCGCUGACCAGCCAUCAAUAAUGGCAUUCUACGCCAAGUCUCUAGAGCUUUACGAAAUCCUAAACGACAUCCUGCUCAGUCUCUACAAACCUGUCCCGGAAGAGAGCCCGGACGACAUUUACGAUUUCUACUUUAGCCGUGAUACCAACGAGGACGAGGUGACGAUUUUCGAACUUGAUCGCGCCCUUACGAAGUGGACGCGGAGUCUGCCUCCCCAUCUGCGCGGGGAGCCCGAUUCAGGGCCUAACAAUAUGAUCUUCUACCGCCAAACUGUCGUGUUACGAGCAAGGUUCUUGCACGUCCGGAUGCUGCUUUUCCGGCCGAUAUUAUCCAAGUACUGCACGUCCCGCGACAUGGGCUCUGACCCGCUGAUAUCGCUCGCCGAUUCGUUUCCACAACGCGUUGCCCUGCAAUGCUCGAUUAUAUGCGUCAAGGUCGCCCGAGAGAUAAUCGAGCUGCUGUACGGAAAUAUACCAACCGACGGAACCUCCGGGCCACUUCCAGCGUGGUGGUAUAAUAUCCUUUACGUAUACACCGCCGCAACCGUCAUAAUUGCCAGUCGCCUAUGUCCCUCUAUCCUAGAAGAAGUCACCGAAGACGCCAUAACAAGGUCCUGGAACUGCGCACUAGAGAUUCUCAGGAAAUACCAGAGCUACAGUACCUCUGCGCGACGAUGUGUUGCAGCACUAGAGAUUCUCUAUGAACGGACAGUCGCCGACUCGACUGAUGAUCGCCCACAACAUCAAAACGCCUUUCCUAUGCCUAAUACCAUAGGGGAUAUGUCGUUGGGAGAGGGGAUAAACGCUGGUCUGCUUGAUGGGUUUGACUUGCCGGACUUUCAGGAUAUGUCCUGGCUCAAUAGUGUCCCGAGUCAUCUAUAUUGA
Molecule: messenger RNA, 2313 nt
Organism: Aspergillus puulaauensis
Lineage: Eukaryota; Fungi; Ascomycota; Eurotiomycetes; Eurotiales; Aspergillaceae
Product: transcription factor domain-containing protein
Exons: 7
Coding region: 1-2313 (770 amino acids)
Biological process (GO): DNA-templated transcription; positive regulation of transcription from RNA polymerase II promoter by galactose
Cellular component (GO): nucleus
Molecular function (GO): DNA-binding transcription factor activity, RNA polymerase II-specific; RNA polymerase II cis-regulatory region sequence-specific DNA binding; zinc ion binding
Source: RefSeq, a predicted model, not a curated record